AUGUUAUUUUUAAGUUUAUGUGUUCAAUGCCAAACCAAACAAAAAGUUCCAAAAAAAGGUAUUGUAAUUAAACCUAUUAUAAGUCGUGAACUUAAUUCCCGGUGUCAAGUAGACUUAGUAGAUAUGCAAACUUGCAAAGAUGGUGAAUUUAAAUUUAUAUUAAAUUAUCAGGAUCACCUAACCAAAUUUAUUCAAUUAAGACCUCUAAAAUCUAAAACUGCAGAAGAAGUUGCACAUCACUUAUUAAAUAUAUUUCUUAUUUUCGGUGCGCCAAAUAUUUUACAUUCCGACAAUGGUCGAGAGUUUGUAAAUAAAGUUAUAUCAGAGCUGUGUUCAAUGUGGGAUGGUGUGAAAAUUGUGCAUGGUAAACCACGCCACAGCCAAACACAAGGAUUUAUCGAAAGGGCAAACCAAGAUUUCCAAAAUAUACUGAGAGCUAUGAUGGAAGAUAAUGACACUACAAAAUGGUCAGAAGCAUUACCAUUUGUCCAAUUUACAAAAAAUACGACGUAUCAUCAAGGUAUUAAGCAAACGCCAUACGAAGCUAUGUUUGGCACUAAAGCACAAAGAGGUCUUUUAACAUCUUCUAUUUCACGAGAACAAAUAGAAAAACUAGCAACAGAAGAAGAGUUAGAACAAGUACUUCAGUCUAUAACCCCUCAAACUAACCCAGAAAAUAAAGGAAGUGAUGAAAAUAAAGUAGCCCUUUCACGACGAGCAUUGAUUUUUGUUUUAAUGUGUUUUACAACUAGCACACAAAAUCGUGUAUGUAAAUCUAUACUAUCUUCAGUACUGACUGAUUAA
This is a messenger RNA of Aphis gossypii (cotton aphid), 804 nucleotides long. RefSeq names its product KRAB-A domain-containing protein 2-like. The record is from RefSeq and is a predicted model, not a curated record. The transcript is spliced from 2 exons. Gene Ontology annotation, molecular function: nucleic acid binding. NCBI's taxonomy places the organism in Eukaryota, Metazoa, Arthropoda, Insecta, Hemiptera, Aphididae. Gene Ontology annotation, biological process: DNA integration. Bases 1 to 804 code for a protein of 267 amino acids.